AUGAGGCGGCUUGUUGCAGCUGCUGGGGCUCGCAGAAGCGACGCGCUGCGAUCCGGCGGCGGCGGCGAAACCGCGUCCAAGGAGCACCGGGAGAGAACGAGCCUAAGGGCGCCCCCGGGUGGCGAGCGGAGGAAGCGCAAGGUGCCAGAAAAAUCCCGGGUGCGGGGUGUUCGAACGUGGCGGGGAGAGAGAGAGCG
Podarcis lilfordi (Lilford's wall lizard) is the source of this 197-nucleotide messenger RNA. The record is from the annotation of a GenBank genome assembly. Lineage: Eukaryota; Metazoa; Chordata; Lepidosauria; Squamata; Lacertidae.